GCGAGAUUCACGUCGUCAGUGCGGAAAAGCCCGUUCCCAGAACAAGUACCUCCCACAUAUUUCGUUUUCCAUUUUUCCGAAAAGAAAAACAAACGGAAAAUCGCGAUCGUUGCCGGCUUAAAAAAUAAAUAUAUCGAAGCGCGUGUGUUUUUUGGCAUUUGUUUCUUUUUUUUCUGGAGUGCACUCGAUUUUGGGGCCAGCAAAAGUGCUGAAAGUGCUCGCGGGCUCACAAAACGCUGCUGCACCUGUCUCACCUGAGCGCUUCAAGCCACAAAAGUGUAAAGUGCAGCGCGACUCUUUGCUGUUCCGUCGUUUUUAUUUAUUUGUUUUUUGCUUCGCGAUUUCGAGAUCCCCGAGAUUCAGCAAGAAUUCUGCGAGCGUAAGCGAGUGUUUUGAUACUGCUGCCGCGCUCUAAUUGCCAGGUUUCGUGUGUAGAAUUCUUCGGCCGCUUCUUUUUCUUCUUCUUGGGACGCCCGCACCGCAAAUGAGCUGCCUGUGAAGAAGCCCCAACAAAAUGAUGACGAUGACAGCAGCCUCGGCCUCGAUAUCCGCAUCCACAUCCGCAUCGGCAUCGAUAACAAAUUCGGCGUCGACGGACUGCAGCAGCAGCAUGCAGGGAUCGACGACCAGCUCGGCGUCCAGCGAUGUGAUGACCCUGACGACCACGGCGGCCUCCUCGUGGUGCGCCAUUCCGGCGAGCUCCCGCCUGCGGGUCCUGCGCCUGGUCAGGCCUCACCAGCGGCGUCUGCUGGUCGGCGGACCGGAGAGGGGCAGCACCUACGGAUUCGCGGUGCGCGGCGGUAGGGAGCACGGCACCGGUUUCUUUGUGUCCCACGUGGAGCACGGCGGCGAGGCGCAGUUGAAGGGUCUGCGGAUUGGCGACCAGAUCCUGCGGAUCAACGGCUUUCGCCUGGACGAUGCCGUGCACAAGGAGUUCAUCCAACUGGUGGCUGGCCAGGAUCGGGUCACGCUGAAGGUGCGCGGCGUGGGAAUGCUGCCAGUGAGGGACCAACCGGAGGAGCGUUUGUCCUGGAGCGUGGUCAAGUUGCCCAGUGUGAGUGGCACUCCCUCGGAGAGUUCCUUCAAGGGCGAGCGACGCGGCGGCGCCAGCCGGGACAUCAGUGUGGUGCUCCAUGUGGCGCCCAGGACGAAGCUGGGCCUGGGCAUUUGCAAGGGUCCCGAAUGGAAGCCCGGCAUCUUUGUGCAGUUCACCAAGGAGCGGAGUGUCGCAAGGGAAGCGGGUCUGCGCCCGGGUGACCAGAUACUCAGCGUGAACAGCAUCGACUUCUCCGAUGUGCUCUUCAGCGAGGCGGUGGCCGUGAUGAAGAGCAGCAGCAAGCUGGACAUGGUGGUGCGCACGGCGGCGGGAUGUGACCUCUUCCCAGGCGAAUCGAGUGGCUACAACAGCUCGGCCAGCUCGGUGACGGGCGAUCAGAGUCCCUGCUGGGCGGAUGCCAAGUCCAAGAGAUUGACGGCGGUCAGGGAGGAGUCCGCCGGAGGAGGAUCAGGAUCGGGAAAUGGUAGCACCAACUGGUCGCAGGGCGUCGAGGUGCACAAGCAGAUGAACAAGACCAUCAUCAAGCUGACGGAGAAUGGUACCUCCAUAAACAACACCUACAUAGCCAGUAAUUCCGUUUCCGGUUCUGGUUCUGGUUCUGGUUCCUCCGCCAGCGGAACUUCCGGUCGCAGCCUGCAAUCGCAAUCGAAUCCUUCCCGCAAUUCAACUACCAUGAAGCGCAGCCACCUAAGGCCAGUUAAUACUGCGGGAUUAGCAGGCGGAUCAGGAUCGGGAUUAGGAGGAGUCAUUGCUGCACCUGCUCCACCGCCACCGGCCAUCAAUGAGGGAGCCUGUACCAGCGGCUCAGCUGGCAGCAGUCUCUCCAGUGCCAUAACCGAGGAGCUCAAGAAGCGCAAAGAGCAGCAGCAGCAGCAGCAACAUCAGCAGCGCAACAAUCGCGAUCGAGAUAGAGAUCGAGAUGAAAAUGGAAACGUGGAUCGUCAGCUGGCGGGGCACAAUGGAAAUGGAAAUGGAGGUGGAAAUGGAAAUGGAGGUGGAAAUGGAAGUGGAAGUGGAGGCCACCGCAGCUCCGGCGGACAAGUGUCGCAUCGCCAGCGGGCGAAUGUUGCUGGCGUGGCUGCAACAUUGCAGAGCAGCGAACGCAUCAGCAAUUUGGGAGGCGGCGGCGGAGGAGGAGGAGGAGGAGGAGGAGCGGGUGGAUCCAAUGGAGCUGGCGGAGAUCAGCACACGGCGCUGAUGGACGAAUUCAAGCGGGCGCACCAGCGAAUGUUCAGGAACGGGUUCCAUGAGAGCGAGCACAAGUUGUCCAGUCUUGAAGAGAAUUCGCUGGGGAAUAGAUCGCAUUACGGCCGGAAAAUGAGUUUGUUGCGGGUGAAAAACGGGAGAGGAGGCGGUGGAGGGGAAGGCGGAGAGGGGUCAGGGGUCAUGCCCACAAUGCGACCCGUGAGCAUGGGUCGACCCCUGGUGACCAUGUCCACCUAUCAGGAGCGCGUUGAAACGCUGAAACGCACCUCGAUUAUGCCCGAUGAGAGCUGUUAUCGGAAUAGUAUCAACAGCAACGGCUUCAGCAGCAACAGGAGCAACAGCAACGGCAGCAGCAACGUCAACAGCAACCCGAGCAACAGCAACAGCAGCGACACGAGCAACAAUAAUCGCCUGCAGCCACAAAACGGAUUUAGUCCGGCGAACGGCAAUGGAUCGCCGGAACUUCCGCCACCGCCACCACAGUUCGCCAAUCCCCAGCCAAAGCAGAUGCCGCCCCAGCAGCUCAAGCUGAUCACCGGAAAUGGAGCGGCGAACGGAAACGGAAGUGGAGGUGGAGGUGGGAUAGGACUGGGCAACGGCAGCUUGGCCAAGGUCAAGCAGCCCAUGUCGCCCAUGCGCAGUGCCAGCAUCAGUGUGGGCGGAUUCCGGCCACCAGCCACGCCCCAGCCCGACUACGAUGCAGUCCAACUGAGAUCGCCCACGGGAACAGGAUCGGGAUCGGGAUCAGGAUCGGGAUCCACGAGUCAGCAGCAGAGAAGAACCCUGCGAUUGGGCACGGUGACCAUCGGGGAGUACGGAGAUCCGAGGACGACGGCGACGGGAAAGCGGGAAACGCUGCGCAAAACGAACGGGGAGCCGGGCUCCAAUGGGAUCCUAAAGAACGGAACCAACCGGAGCAGCGCCAGCUUCAAUCACGGCUCCUCCCACCAGCCGGAAAAGUCCAUCAAGUUCGGCAACUGAUUGAUAUAACCCGAAUAUAUAUAUAUUUACCUUUGUGCAAUAUGCUCGAUGAUUGAGGAGAGUACAAACAAAUCGGACGUGCAGCGGCUUUCCAUAUGCAUAUACUACAUAUCUAUCAUAUCCAUUAUCUUAUAUCAUUUUUUUUUUUUGCUUACUUCUAACUUUUAUUGUAUUUUUUUGAAACGAUUUGUUGGAAAUAUUCUAUCACUAGUUGCUAUUAUUUAACGAACACUGUAAAUAAACCACUGGCGAGUGUGUGUGCGAGUGUUUCCAAUAAAGCAUAUAUAUAUAUGUAUGUACCUUA
This is a messenger RNA of Drosophila takahashii, 3548 nucleotides long. Its product is annotated as autotransporter adhesin BpaC. Lineage: Eukaryota; Metazoa; Arthropoda; Insecta; Diptera; Drosophilidae. Gene Ontology annotation, molecular function: protein binding. The record is from RefSeq and is a predicted model, not a curated record. Gene Ontology annotation, cellular component: cilium; stereocilia ankle link complex; plasma membrane.